UAACUGAAAUUGUUACUAGGGUAAAGACGUGUGGUGGUAAAAUGUAUGCGAUUGUUUCAAGAAAUAUCAAUGAUAAAAUAUUUAGUUAAAAAUUUUUUUGCUUUGUGAAAUUUUUGUAUAGUGAAUUAAAAUGGUUUUAAAUGCGAAUGUUUGUGAUGUUAAAAUGACUUUUCGAACUAUAUGGUGUGGAGCAAAACAAAAUAAUUGUGAUGCAAGUGUUUAGAAAAAUCGAACUAUAUUAUUUAUCAAUCGGUUCCGAAAUAUAUGUAAGUUAUUGUAACCAGUGUUUUAUCUGGUGACAUGAGACCGGUCAUCUUGUACGCAAUUUAUGCAUAAAUAACUAGUCCUAUCGCGAAAUUCAGCCGCGCCGCGAUACUAAGUUCAUCUCAAUUUAGAUAAGGCGCUUAUAUUUACCGAAAAAUUUUACAAAUAACUUAAUCUUGAUAGAGUGUAAAGUGUACGAUUGUUUCGAAUAACGACAUCCAUGUAUUUGGAUAUCGCAAGUGUCUCAGUCGCUUAAUAGCUGGCCAAAAACUUGCGACGCAUUUAUCGUUCAAUCAGUUCCUCUUCGAACAUUCGAGUGGUUAUAUCGUUUUGCGCGUUUCUUGAAUCAGAAAAAACAAUGGCUCCUACUCUGUACAUGUCAGAAAUCAGCCCCCCGUGCAGGGCCGUACUUAUGACCGCUAGGAUCUUGGGAUUGACGCUGAAAGUGAAGAAAAUGGAUUUGGGAAAACAGGAGCAGCUUUCUCCGAAUUUCCUUAAGCAGAUUAAUCCUCAACAUACUAUUCCGACUCUGUGCGACAACGGAUUCGUCAUUUGGGACAGCCACGCAAUAAUCGCCUUCCUGGUUGGUAAAUAUGGAAACGACGACGAACUGUACAGCAAGGAUAUCAUGGAAAGAGCGCUCAUCGACCAGAGACUUCAUUUCGAUUCUUCGGUGGUCAAUAACUUCACUAGAACUAUUUUGGUGAGUCUACUGUCUACUACACGAAACAUCCCCAUUAAUAUUUUAUUUAAUGAUAGUAAAUUAAAAUUAAAGCUAAACAGUUACCAGUCCUCUACAAUGGGAAUUGGCCUCCAAGUCCAAAGGGAGACAGUAUUAGAAAGAAGGACAUAUUCUCUAUUAUAUAUUCAGGACAACACCGGUAUCAGAUCUAAGGAGACCAAGUUAAAGGUGGAGAAAGUAGGUCAGAUCCCUCCCACCCACUCCACCUCACACAGGAGUUCCUCAGCCAGGGAAUGA
Sitophilus oryzae (rice weevil) is the source of this 1243-nucleotide messenger RNA. RefSeq names its product glutathione S-transferase D6-like. NCBI's taxonomy places the organism in Eukaryota, Metazoa, Arthropoda, Insecta, Coleoptera, Curculionidae. The coding region runs from base 623 to 1243 and encodes 206 amino acids. Gene Ontology annotation, molecular function: glutathione transferase activity. The record is from RefSeq and is a predicted model, not a curated record. The transcript has 3 exons. Gene Ontology annotation, biological process: glutathione metabolic process.